Molecule: messenger RNA, 2964 nt
Organism: Pediculus humanus corporis (human body louse)
Lineage: Eukaryota; Metazoa; Arthropoda; Insecta; Psocodea; Pediculidae
Exons: 2
Coding region: 1-2964 (987 amino acids)
Source: RefSeq, a predicted model, not a curated record
AUGUCGUUUUGUCGUAUAACGGGAAAAUCCCGAGGGUUACCAAAGCCUAAUUAUUUUCCCAUUUUACCACCCAUUUCACCGGCUGAUGCUAAAAGACUUUGUAGGAUAACAAAUAAAUCUCAAGGUCUUCCCAGUCAUCAUUACAUACCUGCUCUCGCUGCGGCAAUAAAUUUGCGAACGCAUUGCAAAGUGACAGCCAAAUCCGAAGGACAGGGUCCACAUCAUUAUCCCAAUAUGGAUGACAUAUGUAAACCUCACGUUUUGAUACCUGGUUACAAAUACCUUUUCCCGAAAUUUGACGAAGAUGAAAAAAAUCAAAAAUCUUUACUUAAACUCAUGUCCUUGAAGGAUAGCAAUGAUAGUUCUAACAUACGUUACGUGUAUUGCGUCGAAGAAAAGAAAACGAAUUUGGUUAUUCCCGCUGGACUUGAGGCUGCGGUCAGAGAUGGUGACGUACGAGAUGUUAUGUUGGGACAAGAAGGUGAUACGAUAUUGAUAAAAAUGUAUCACGGGCCUAAUGUGACGGUGAACGUUGAUAAUUUUAUUAUGAAUAAAGACACGGUCAUGUUUGAUGGAAUGGGUCCCAGUGAAGAAGUUCUUGCACGACAAAUGGCUGAAAAAAAAGAAAAAGAUGAAAGGAAAGCGAAAAAUAUCGAAGCGCUUAAAUCUAGGAAGAAAAUUUUCGAAGAUCGAGAAAAAUUGUACGAUAAAGAAGACAUGGAAAAUGCAAAUAUUGAGGAAAGAAGAAAAGCAAAAUUAUUGCAAUCGAAACUUCUAGAAAAGGAAAGGUUGAAGAAUCGCAUGCAUAAUUUAAGUUAUAUUAAAGAACAAAUGCUUUCGGAUACCGAAGCGUGUGAUCCUGUUUUCGGUCACAUUGUCCAGACUUCUGAAUCUUUUUCAUUUUAUCCUGGAGCGUCCAUCGUUGACCUACCCGAGGGUAAAAUAAUACCCGGAAGAUUAGAAAAAAAAGACAACGGUGUUAAAUUUGUACCGGGUAUGAUGUUUGAAGAAAAAUUCGUUCCUGGACAAAUGGUCGUCACUAAUAACGGGGAAGAAUUCGUACCUGGACAAGUCAUCGAAACUCGCGAAGGACCUAAAUUCGUACCCGGACAAAUGGUCGAAACAUCAACGGGCCCGAAAUUCGUACCAGGUCAAACGAUAAUGACUGAAAACGGUCCGGAAUUCGUACCUGGACAAAUAAUACAAACUAAAGCGGGACCGACUUUUAUUCCCGGACAAAUUAUUGUUACGGGUCACGAAGCCAAGUUCGUUCCUGGAAGAGUUAUAGAAACCGUAGACGGUCCUUGUUUCGUACCUGGAAGAGUAAUUGAAACGGGAGAUCAAGUCAUAUUUGUUUCCGGGCAAGUAGUGGAAACACCGGAAGGUUUAAGAUUCGUAGCUUCAGAUUUAGAAAAUGCAACUGAUGGAGUACAAGAAUACUCGGUGCAAGGGUUCGAAGUAACUCCGGAAGAACUAAAAUUACUUCGUCCGACAUAUGGUCACUUCGCUUGCGAUUCUACGGCAUCUAUUAAUUCUGAAAUGCUUAGACAAUUAUCGGAAGCUGGCAUGUCCCUUGGUCGACAAAUAAGUUCAGAACUUCCAAGAGUGGACGUUCGUUCCCUACCUUUAGCUUUAGAAAAAUUGAACCUGAGCGGAGAACCUGCAGCCAAAAUGACUCAAAUAGUAUGGUCAUUAGCACAAAUCGCAUUAAAAGUGAAUCAACUGGAUGAAUCUUGCACUUCUUCCGUUAAUUUAAAUGACGUGGGAGUAGAAUUGGUAAAAAAAGUUGAAGAAAGUAAAAAUUUAGAAAAAUAUUUACGGGUUAUAGUCGCAUCGUCAUUGAUCGAAUGUCGAAAACACGAAAAUUUGACCGAAGAAGAAUUAAUGGUAGCAGUUUCAUUAGCUCUGGAGAAUACUUUGAAAGAAGCAAGUACCUUAGAUGACGUAUCGAUAGAAAAAGUUAUAGAAAGUGUUAAUAGUUAUUUAAAAUCUCCGGAAAAUUUAAAUCAAAUAAGACUAGAAGUAUUAAAUUAUUUAGAAAUUUGUGAAACAUUAGAAGAUCAAAUUAAAUUUGUGACCGAUGUUAAUUCCGAACCUAAUAAAGUAAUUAAAAAAAUAUCGAAAAUAUUAAACGAAAACAUGUCGGAAGGUUUUAAUGAAUUAUUUUCAAACGAUUCUAAUCUCGUGGCGGAAGUCAUAAAACAAAUUAGUCAAACACAGGAAGUCACGUCAAAAUCACAAUUAGAAAACAUUCUUCAAAAUGCUAUAGUGUCGGUUGUAAAAGAAAAAACAGAAAAAAAAUUAAUAAAUGUUUUAUCUAGUAGAAAAGCCAUAGGUCUAGCAAAAGCUUUGGGAAUGAGUAACACCGCAAGUAAACUCAUGGUCGCUGCAACAAAUCCUGCCGUUAUUGAAAUGUUAUGCAACGAUAGUUCAGUUAAAGCCAUUUUGCAAAAAUUAAUGGUUAUGCAUCAGAUAGCAAAAGCAAAACCAAAAUUUGCCAACGCGUUGAAAAAAUUAACGGUCAAUUCGGAAGCGGCGAAAAGCGAUUCGUCAGUUAGGGAACUAUUAAGGUGUAGCACGGCACUUAUGGCAGUACCACAAAAAAAUUUGGAAUCUUCGGCGGAAAUACCAUUAUCUCUCCUACUAUCAAGUAAUAAUUUAGCCAUCGAAGAUUAUUUAUCGAACACGAAAAGACCUAAAAUAUUAUUGAUAUUAAAAUCAGGUCUUCAAGCAGUGGUACCUAGAGAAGCAGCUCGUGCAGUUUUGACCGGUAAGGUUCCGUAUGCGGUCAUGGACGAAAAGGGAAUAAAAUAUUUCGAACCUCUUCACGUAUUUUCCACAAUGAAACUUCCUAAAUAUGCUGCCCGUUGUUUCACCAUGUAUUGCUGCCCGGAAAUAGAUUAUCGAGUACAAGAACCUAAAAUUAAUUUAAACGGUAUAACUCCAACUUCAGAAGAAUAUUAA